AUGGGUGCUGUCGUUUCUUGCAUCAAAGAUGUCUUCCGCUCCAUCGGCGCCUGCCUGACGGGCAUCGUGAACACAAUCGGCGCAGUCCUCAAAGCAAUCAUCAACGGCGUCAUGUCCCUCUGCAACAUUCUUAUCUCCUGCCUCACCUGUGGCUACUGCGGAAACCGGGGACGCAUGCGCAGUUCGAGAACGCGAAGAUCACGAGUCUAA
Aspergillus clavatus NRRL 1 is the source of this 210-nucleotide messenger RNA. RefSeq lists its product as uncharacterized. The record is from RefSeq and is a predicted model, not a curated record. Bases 1 to 210 code for a protein of 69 amino acids. The transcript has 2 exons. Lineage: Eukaryota; Fungi; Ascomycota; Eurotiomycetes; Eurotiales; Aspergillaceae.